Ylistrum balloti is the source of this 470-nucleotide messenger RNA. Its product is annotated as perlucin-like protein. The transcript is spliced from 5 exons. Bases 6 to 470 code for a protein of 154 amino acids. Lineage: Eukaryota; Metazoa; Mollusca; Bivalvia; Pectinida; Pectinidae. Gene Ontology annotation, biological process: biological process involved in interspecies interaction between organisms. Gene Ontology annotation, cellular component: external side of plasma membrane. Gene Ontology annotation, molecular function: carbohydrate binding. The record is from RefSeq and is a predicted model, not a curated record.
CAAAGAUGAACGUCGUGUUGAUUUCUUUGCUGUUUGGUGCCGUAUUGUACACAGAAGGUAUGAUAAAUAUCAUAGAAACCAAACAGACAAAUGGAACUUUUUGGCUGGCUGGCAGACACCAAUGUGCCAGACUCGGAGGAGCUCUUGUCUCCUUUAACUCUCAAAAGGAGUUAUGGUGGGUCAAAGGUUACGUCAAAGAGCUAUGUAAUAAAAGAAAUUACUGGUUCAGUGGAAAUGACGUCAGACAUGAAGGGAUAUGGUCGUGGAACCCUAACACUGGAGAAAUAAACCGAGACUGUAGAGACUGGGCACAUGGCGAGCCAAACAGCUGGAGAGGACUCGAACAGGACUGCGCUCUAAUGUGGGCUAGCAGGGGCUACAGUUGGGACGACGAACAGUGUCAUCUACCUAAGGAGUACAUCUGUGAACGACACAUGUUUUCAGAGACAGUAUGCUCCUGUCGGAUCUAA